This is a messenger RNA of Saccharomyces mikatae IFO 1815, 1356 nucleotides long. RefSeq names its product Sil1p (gene SIL1). Bases 1 to 1356 code for a protein of 451 amino acids. The record is from RefSeq and is a predicted model, not a curated record. The transcript has a single exon. Lineage: Eukaryota; Fungi; Ascomycota; Saccharomycetes; Saccharomycetales; Saccharomycetaceae. Gene Ontology annotation, cellular component: endoplasmic reticulum. Gene Ontology annotation, molecular function: adenyl-nucleotide exchange factor activity.
AUGAGGGAGCACGCCUUGACGCUUAUAAUCGACCAGUUUUCGAAUAGUUGUAAGUCUAAGAUAUUAAAUCACGUCCAGGAACACAAGACUAGUAUGGUUCGAAUUCUGCCCGUAAUUUUAAGUGCCUUAUCUUUGCGACCAGUGAUCUGUGCAGUAUCCCCUUCACCUCUAAACUCAGAGACAUCUCGAAACGAAGUUAUGCCUGCAGAGGAUAUCGGAGACCCAGAAAUUCCAAGCAGCUCGAUCUGUGUUGAUGGCAAUUGCUAUCCGAAGAUAUUUGUGCCUGCACACGAUUGGAAGCCCAUACUACCAGGCCAGGAUCUUCCUGGUGGCUUAAGCAUAAGAAUCAAUAUGGAAACUGGUUUAAAAGAGGCAAGAAUAAAUGAUGAAGAUAUUAGCAAUAGCAGUAGUAAUGAGUUGGUUGUUUCCUUGGAAGAUGUAGAACCAUCGAUUGAUGACUAUGAGUUCUCUAACGAUUUCCAAGAGAUUAGAGGCAUCAUUGAUUCUCACUCAACCUUAUCUCCACACAAUGUUACUAUACUGGAGGAUAAGUUUGACAAAGUGAUGGAAUUUGCGCAUGAUUACAAGCAUGGUUACAAAAUCAUUGUCCAUGAAUUUGCCCUUUUGACCAACGUUAGUUUUAAUGAAAAUCUACCAUUGACGUUAAGGGAGUUAAGUACCAGAGUCAUUACAAGCUGUGUAAGAAAUAAUCCUCCUGUCGUCGAAUUCAUUAAUGAGAAUUUUGCAAGUUUCAAAAGCAAAAUAAUGAUCGCUUUGUCAAACCUGAAUGAUUCUAAUCACAAAUCCUCUAAUAUCUUGAUGAAAAGAUACCUAUCCAUUUUGAACGAAUUACCUCUAACGUCCCAAGAAUUUUCCAUAUAUUCUCCGGCGGUUUUACAAAAUAUAUAUGAACAAAACAAAAAUGACAAACAGUUGCAAAUAAAGGUAUUGGAGCUGAUCAGCAAAAUUUUCAAGGCUGGUAUACACGAAAAUGAGGAUACAAAUCUAGUUUUGUACAAAAGGAAUGCUGAAAACUGGUCUUCAAAUUUGCAAGAAUGGGCGGAUGAGUUCCAGAAAAUGAUCCAAAACAAAAGUAUAGACGAACUACAUACAAGGACUUUCUUUGACACCCUGUACAACCUGAAAAAAAUUUACAAGAACGAUAUGACCAUUAAUAGAGGGUUUUUGAAUUGGUUAGCGCAACAAUGUGAUGAAAGGCAAUCUCAUUUGGACAACGGGCUACGAGAGAGAGACAUUGAACAAGAUUCAUUCGACAAGAAACUUAUCGACAGUAGACACUUAAUUUUUGGUAACCCAAUGGCCCACAGAAUCAAGAAUUUCAAUGAUGAGCUAUGA